Molecule: messenger RNA, 675 nt
Organism: Linnemannia hyalina
Lineage: Eukaryota; Fungi; Mortierellomycota; Mortierellomycetes; Mortierellales; Mortierellaceae
Source: the annotation of a GenBank genome assembly
AUGUUCAUCACCACUUCUCGCUUGGCUUCAGUUGCUCUUGUCCUCUGCUCUGUCCUCUCAGCCAUCUCUGCUGUUCCCACCCCAAACACCUUUACCGCUGAGAACAAGUACAAUCCAAAGUGCCCUCAUAUGUGCAGAGGAGUCGCACCCGUCAACUCGACCUACUACUUUUGUCGUGACGCCCGACUUGGUCCUAAAAAGUUGCCCAAGCUUUUCCCUCUCAACGACAUUACCCAGCCUUAUGACCGUUUCGGAGGUCUCUGUGCAGCCGAGUUCCUUACCAAGUGGACCGUGAAUGGGCAAUACACCUACCCGGACAACGACGGCUUUAUUGUCAGUACCUCGAACGUGUCCAUCAAGGGUAACGCUACUCUCCUACCCGAUACCUUGGUCGACCGCUUCGGCAGCGAAUACGGCUCCUUCCUCUCGCCUGCUGAGGCGCCCUAUCCUCAGCGCGCAAUCCCUCCCUCCAACCUCGCUACCGCCAAAGACCAGCCCCUUUAUCCUUUCAACUACCACGUAUACAAAGUGGUGAAGGCUUUUGUAGUCGAGGCUGGUCCCAUCGCGCCGUACUUUGGUCAACCCGGUGCCGGAACCCAGUACCAUACCUUCAGUAACAUUAUGACUCUCAUCAAGGAUGGAUACAUGGAACGCGUCGACUUGAAGAGCGCUUAG